Molecule: messenger RNA, 664 nt
Organism: Oreochromis niloticus (Nile tilapia)
Lineage: Eukaryota; Metazoa; Chordata; Actinopteri; Cichliformes; Cichlidae
Product: CD209 antigen-like
Exons: 5
Coding region: 50-664 (204 amino acids)
Source: RefSeq, a predicted model, not a curated record
UCCUGUGCCACAGAGUUGAGCUCAGAAAUAAUCCACAUCCUUUCACGCAAUGGAGGAAAUUUAUGUCAAUGAACGAUAUGUCAAACCUGCCAACAAGCCAUCUACAAAAAAACCCACAGGUCCAAGGAGCUACAAGAGAAGCUUUUAUUUAGUUGUCAUUCUCUCGUUGGGGCUGCUGGCUGGACUUCUCACUCUUGCUUUCUACUACAAAAACUCCUUACAAGAUUCAGCUGAAUAUCUCUCAAUGAGUAACAAACUUUCCUCAAUAACUGAGGAGAGAGAGCUUCUAAAUGCAAAUGUCUCUGUAGUUCGUAACCAACUUUCUUCUAUGACUGAGGAGAGAGACCUGCUGAAGGCCAACCUCACUGAAAUGACCAACGAGCUGGAGAGGCUGCAGAGUUUGUUCAACCAGAAGAAAACAUGUCCUGCGGGAUGGAGCGAGUUCAGAUGUAGCUGCUAUCUCCUCUCUGAAAGAUCUGACUCCUGGCAUUCAGCUAGAAAACACUGCACAGACCAAGGAGCAGAUUUGGUGGUGAUAGACAGCCCUAAAGAACAGGACUUCGUCACUUCAUUCACCCAGAAAGAGACUUGGAUUGGUUUAAAUGACAUAGAACAAGAGGGAACGUGGAAAUGGGUAGAUGGAACUCCUCUGACUCUGCAGUAA